Molecule: messenger RNA, 7200 nt
Organism: Colletotrichum fioriniae
Lineage: Eukaryota; Fungi; Ascomycota; Sordariomycetes; Glomerellales; Glomerellaceae
Source: RefSeq, a predicted model, not a curated record
AUGUCACAGGUUAAGUCGGCGGAUAACUCAGACUCAUGGAGACAGCUAUGGCAACUAGCUUCUCGAGCAGUCGGUCUUCCUAGUGCCAGUCGUACCGCCAGCGUACUCUUGCACACUGUGCUUGAAAGAAACCUUGUACUUUACCACGAUGUUUCCGAUGACAUCAACAGCAUUGUCACGACUGCCGACGUCAACGGCCCAGCACUCUUGGUGGACUCCUCCAUUACCCUCAUGUCUCACCUACGGUCCCUAAGAAACGUCAAGCUGCCCAACGCAAGCCAGUCCACAAAUCAUCACGUUAUUCGAUGGAUCUUCCGGAGAUGGAAUCCAGCCGACUGGAGCUAUGCUCGCGACUACUCUAUCCACGCUCCGAUUCAUGAACUUACCAACCUGAUCCGGGCUUGCUGUGGCUCACGACUUUUGACCUCGACACCUUUGACAGUGUCUGGAGGGUCCAUUUGCGAGGUUUGGAAGGCACAGUACCGCACAGCAGUCCUAACACGAUACCUCCUUCUGCUGGAUGCACCACCGUCAUCGAAGCCACGUACCCUCACAAGCUGUCGUUCAAGCACUUCUGAAUCAGUCCAAGUCAACGAUGCCUCUUUUCAUGCCUCAAAGAGACUAGUAUUGGAGCUCCUGUUCCCAAAGAUCGAGGAAUUGCAGGACCUCUGCGACUCGUGGGCGAGAAAGGGGUCAGAGGGAGGCGCUCCCAUGUCAUCAGACCGACUUCACAGCCUCUUCUCUGCAAAUAUCAUAGGCAUCCUCCUUGCCACCCAGCUUGUCGACUUGAACUCGGGCCAGUCACGGGAUAUCGAGAGUCUCCUGGCCAAGCUUUCCGAGGCCAGCAUCAGUGCUGCUUCGAACUCGAGUGACAACCUUAGUUUCGAGCUUUUGUUGAGAACAAUACGGCCGGUGCUUCCGUCACUUAACACAACAGGCAUCAACAGUCUUGAGGAGAAUGCUCCACUGUUGAGGUUGGUCUCGACACUGGCAGCAAGCGUGGAAGAGAGAUCCUUGCGGCAAUCCUCGGGACAGGAUCAGGAUCUUAUGGAUGUGGACGAUGAUUUCGAUUCACAGGAGAGCAGAGUCAGCGUUACGGUAUCCGAGGUCCCUCGCUCGAGCAUCUCCAUGAGUCUAGACGGGGAAGCAUUCUCACACGAAACUAUCCAGCGUCUAUACCAUUGUGCGUCGAUGCAUAAAGACAAUGGGAAGGUGUUCAUGGAACAGCUUUUGUCGCUCCCUGACAAGGCGUUCCUGUUGUGUAGCACCUUCAUCUCAGAACUCUUCGAGUCUGACUUGCCAAUCAGUGAGGAAGACGCGAUGGAAGUCGUUGGAAAAAUAGGCGACAUCAUGGGCGAGCCCGAAUACUCCUGUUGCGAAGUAGCCCACUCGGCCAGCUUGAGGAUUCUACAAAGCCUCAUGCCGGUCUGUAAGGACGACGAACAACCCGUGGCCAAAAUGUUCGGCGACUUGUACCAUCAUUUUGUCAGCAAAUAUUUGCCCAACAACCUCCUUUCCCCAGUAUCGCAGAUGUCUCUCUCGAGCUUGCUGCUUGCGCUUUUGAGGACCAACCCACAGUAUGGCAGCAAUCUUGGCCUAGACUCUUGUCGAACGACUUUACUGUCAAUCAUGCAAAGCGGCACGCUACCCGUCAAGUUCUUCAUCGGGUCCGCUUUACCAGACGUAUUCGGCUCCUACGUACUUAAGAUGCAUGACGAUAUCUUCGUCGACGUUCUGAACAGUCUUCCUACCAACUCCCAAGACCUCGAAGGCAUCGCGUUCCGCCUCUUUGUGCUGUCCCAGCUCGCAUGCCGCUGGCCAACCCUGCUGAGGAGAUGCACGUAUCACAUAUUCGAGACGCCGGGGAAUAUCAUGCAGUCCAGUCAGUAUGCCAAACGGUGUCUGGAAACGGUUUCGGAAGCCCUGUGUCUGUCCUCUUCUCAAGAGUUAUUCAGAAUAUUUAGUCCCCAGCUGCUAUACACAUGGCUUGCUCCCCCCGACAACGACGAAAACGCCACAGCUAUCAACAAAAUCGAGGACAUCCCCUAUGAGAUUUUUGGCUUCGCGACUCUUGAGGCCCUUCUGCGAGAAGCACAGACCGAGACGACAGCGUUGCAGAUCAUGCGACGUAGCUACAAGGACGUCGAGUCUCUUUCCAAGCGAAUGGGUACCUCCCUGGUCGACAUGGUGACACAAGGAUUCACAAAGAUCAUGGCAUACGCGAUUGCACAUGAGCUCAGCACGCCUAUCUCUAUAGGCGAAGAAGGCGAAACCGGCGAGACGUGGGUUCGAAACCUUUUGGGCAACGAACCAUUCCUCGAUCAAAUUUACUUGAACUUUGCCGACAUUGUUGCCCUGUUGCUGGAUCUUUUUGAUCAAGAAGACCCCAUCGAGAAGCAUCUCUCUAGAGAUAAGAGCUUCGAAUACGCCUGUGAGGCAUUGGACGAGAUGAAGCAGUUCUCUCAGUCGACAACCGCCCUACCGCCUAACCAACAACCCAUGUUCAGGGCGAAGUACCUCACCAGAGAGCUGUUCCAUUUGUGUCGCCUGACGGAGUACGAGCUCCAAGAGCUAUGGACACCAGCUUUGGUUGUCUCGGUCGUCCGAAGAAUUUUCAAUACUGUCCACCCUGCCUUGGGCUCGUUUCACGCCUGCUCCGUGCUGCGCAAAGUCAGAGUUGUGAUUGCUCUUGCUGGCCCCGUUGCGUUGGAAGCUUAUCCUCUGGAAAUGCUGCUUUCAUCCGUCCGGCCGUUCAUUGUGGACUCGGAAUGCGCCGACGACGCACUUGGUGUGAGUCGGUAUCUCAUCACGAAAGGGGCUUACCAUCUCGAGCAAACCCCAUCCUUUCUUGCUGGUUACGCCUUGUCUACUCUAGCAUCUCUCAGAGUUUUCCUCGAGUCCAGUCAGUCGAGCACAACCCAAGAAAGUCAAUUUAAGGCGACCCUGAGCAAAGCCCAGACUUUCCACUCAUGGUUUAGUUCCUAUCUGACUGGCUACGACUCGACCAACUUUGCCGAUGAGCAGCAACGGGAGGCAUUCCGCUUAAUCACCCUGUCUGCUUCCAAAAUUCGAUCUUCAGGAAACGCCGAGAAGGGCACGCACGAGAGCACCCUGCUGAUGGAGAUUCUCAGGGAUGGCGAACGCGAGUCGAAGCUCCUGAACGAGGCAGCUCGUGAUCUAGCACUUGGUUUACUGUGUGGAGAUUUCGCUGUGCCUACGACGGGCCGUCAAGAUGUAAUUUCCGACGACGAGGAGGCUCUACGGCACACCGGGCUCGUGUGGAAGAGCUGCAAUGCAUUGGCUCUCAGUGACGAGUACCUUGCCUGGGCAGGCCGCGUUGUGGGCAGGUCUUUCGCCGCUUCAGGAGAAAUCCAAGCCGAACUUUUGGAAGAGUCCGAGCUAUCACAGUACAACAGGAUUGCACCAGGAGCUAAUGACUCCGAGAAGGGACUGCUGAGUCUACUGCAACAACUCACUCAGAGCAAGGAAUCUGCCAUCGGAGGCUUGGCCGAAUCGGCCCUGAGGGCAGUCGUAUCAGAAGCAGCAGCGCAGGAAGACGGAGCGUUAGUCUCUGCCGCCCAGCAGACCUUGGCCGAAUCCUUGUACUUGGCCUCCGCUUGGGCUCAAUAUCGCACGCCUCCCUCCGACUUUGUCCUGUCUCCGAUUGUUCCUGAUUCGCAAGUCUUCUUCCGGGAUCAUGUGGAGAGUUCCGAUUGGGUCCAACAGCUCGCCGUUCACCUUGCGCAGUCGGUUUCCGAGUACAUUGUCCUAAGCGCGCUGGUGCCAAUUCUCAAGAACGUCAAAGGUUUUGCCCAAGAUGCAUUCCCAUUCAUCGUCCACCUAGCCUUGUACAGUCAACUGGAUAAGCAGCCCCAUAUCAAGCGCAACUUGUCGGAAGCCGCCAAAGAGUGGCUCAAGAUCGAGGACGAUGCUGCGCGGACGAACCAGAAGCAGCUUAUCAACACAAUAUUAUACCUCAGAACACAGUCCAUUCCCCAAGAAACAUCCAUCGCGGACCGGGUAUCGUGGCUUGAUGUCGAUUUCGCUGCCGCUGCCGCUGCCGCCUCGCGUUGCGGUAUGUAUAAGACCGCCUUACUGUUUACUGAGGUAGCCGCCUCUCAGACGGUUCGGUCGUCUAGGCGAUCAUCUGCGAUCCGCGAGGAUGAUUCUACUGAAGUCCUUCUUUCGAUUUUUGAGAAUAUUGACGAUCCUGAUGCCUACUAUGGCCUCCCACAGUCCCCCGAUUUCUCAAGUGUGCUAGCUCGAUUGGACUACGAAAAGGACGGCUCCAAGAACUUAGCCUUCCGAGGAGCUCAAUACGACAGUCACAUUGAGAGAAGAGACCCUGCAUCACAGGUGGACAGCCAGUGUCUUGUCAGAGCUCUUGGCACUUUGGGUCUGGCGGGUCUCUCUCAUUCCUUGUCACAGACGCAGCAGAGCCACGACGGAGAUGAAGCUUCUUUGGAGGACACUUUCCACACAGCACGCCGACUGCAGCUAUGGAAUCUGCCUGUCCCAUCAACCUCCGGUAACUGUGCCGUAGCCAUCUACAAGGCGUAUCAAAAUGUCCAACAAGCCACUGACACGCUUUCUGUGCGCAAUGCCAUUUACGCCGGCUUCAGCCAGACCAUGCGCAGCCUUGUCAGUCGCGGCUUGAAUGCAGCCAACCUUCGGCAGCAUCUCGGCGCUCUCGCGGUUUUAACUGAGCUUGACGACAUUGCCAAUGUGGCUGACUUUUCUGAGCUGGAGAGUAUGCUUGGCAAGUUCGAACGACGUGGCCAGUGGAUGAGGCGCGGAAGCCAAAAGCCCAAGGUUCGCGCCCAGGCGUUGUCAACAGCCGAAGCCAGACAAAUCGAAAUCAGGUCCAUGCUGAUGUCCUCGGGUAUCUACCGCUUCCAUCAAGCAACACAAGAGUGCCUGAAUCUGUCCACCUCACUUGUGCACUUGAUCGGUCCGUGCGACGAACUAGGUAUCAAGGUGGAUGCCGCCAUCAAGAUUGAGACAGCCAACUCACUGUGGGAUCAUGGAGAGAUGAUCCACUCCAUUCGCAUGCUGCAAAAUAUUGAUAGCGACUCAUCCCUCAAGAAGCAGACAAUUCCAGUCAGCCGUUCAGAUCUCCUGUCGAAAAUUGGCUACCAGGUGUCGGUAGCCAAAUUGGAGAAACCUCAUGACAUCCAGAAAAACUACCUCGAACCCGCUCUCAAAGAUCUUAAAGGGAACAGCCAGGGACAGCAAGCUGGGCAUGUCUACCACCAAUUCGCCAUGUUCUGUGACGAACAGUUGCAAGACCAAGACAAUUUGAAAGAUCUUGCCAGGCUGCAGACCCUGCGCAAGGGCAAGAGUGACGAAGUCUCUCAACUUCAGGAUCUCAUAUCGAACACCCGCGAUCCCCAUCUCAAACAACGAUACCAGGGUCACCUGAACCGCGCUCGCCUAUGGCUAGGACUUGACGAGCAAGAGCUCCGCCGCACGGAGCAGACGAGAGGCGAAUUUGUGCGACUCAGUCUGGAGAACUAUCUCCUUUCACUUACCGCCUCUGAUGAGCACAAUAAUGAUGCGUUACGGUUCACGGCUCUCUGGCUGGAGCGGUCCGAGGAGCCAGCUACCAAUGAGGCUGUCAAGAAACACCUCGACAAGACGCCCACGAGAAAGUUUGCAACGCUGAUGAACCAGCUCUCUUCUAGACUACAGGAUCAGCCGAGCUCGCCCUUUCAGAAGCUCCUGAUUCAGCUCGUCUACAAAAUUUGUCUGCAGCAUCCGUACCAUGGGAUGUACCAGAUCUGGUCAGGCACAAAGGUUAAGACCCGCAAAGAGGAUCAAGUGGCAGUUCUGAGACUCAAAGCCACGGAAAAGGUGGCAUCGCUGCUGCAGUCUGCCAAGUCCGUCGCGGCAACCUGGCAAGCGAUCGACAGGACGAGCUCUUACUACCAUCGCCUGGCUGUCGACCGAGAUUCGAACAAGUUCAAGGCUGGACAAAAGAUGGCGCUCAAGGACGUCUACUCGGCCCAAUCGCUUCAAAAUGCACUGGCCAAGUACAAGAUCCCGCCCCCGACUAUGCAGCUCGAAGUGUCAGCGACCAUGGACUACUCGGACGUCCCCAUCAUCUCAAAGCUAGACCCGCAAAUGUCAAUUGCGUCUGGAGUCAGCGCACCAAAGAUCAUCACGGCAGUCGGAAGUGAUGGCAAGAAAUAUCGCCAACUUGUCAAGGGUGGCAACGACGAUCUCCGUCAAGACGCCAUAAUGGAACAGGUCUUCGCGGCAGUGUCGGAUCUUCUUAAACUACAUCGCUCGGCACAGCAGAGAAACCUUGGGAUCCGCACGUACAAAGUCCUUCCUCUCACGUCGGCAUCUGGGCUGAUCGAGUUUGUUCCUAACACCAUUCCACUGCACGAUUUUCUUAUGCCAGCCCACGAGAGGUACUUUCCCAAAGACCUCAAGGGCUCUCAAUGCAGGAAAGACAUUUCGAAUGCGCAAGGCAAGACUGUCGAGCAUCGAAUUACCGCUUAUAGGAAAGUCAUAGAGAAGUUCCAUCCCGUGAUGAAAUACUUCUUCAUGGAGAACUUUGUCGAUCCUGAUGAGUGGUUUGCCAAGCGCCUCGCGUACACGCGUACAACUGCGGCUAUUUCAAUGCUUGGCCAUGUGCUCGGUCUCGGCGACAGGCACGGCCACAACAUCCUGCUAGAUAGCAAGACGGGCGAGGUUGUGCAUAUCGACCUGGGUGUCGCAUUUGAGAUGGGUCGCAUCCUUCCCGUGCCAGAGCUCGUCCCGUUCCGGCUGACACGAGACAUUGUGGACGGAAUGGGCAUUACUGGGACUGAGGGCGUCUUCCGGCGCUGCUGUGAGUUCACACUGCACGCCUUGCGUGAGGAGACAUACUCGAUCAUGACGAUACUCGACGUCCUUCGUUACGAUCCUUUGUACUCAUGGUCCAUUUCUCCCGUCCGCUUGGCAAAACUACAGAGAGAAGUACAGGGAGAAGAAUACAACAGGGACGACGACGAAGGCGAGGAAGACGGUAGGAAGGGUAAGAAGGGGCAGCAGGUCAAUGAGCCGUCGGAGGCCGAUCGGGCUUUGGAGGUGGUUCGGAAGAAGCUCUCAAAGACGUUGAGUGUAACAGCGACGGUCAACGACCUGAUUAACCAAGCGACCGACAUAAGUAAUCUUGCCGUCCUCUACUCUGGAUGGGCAGCGUAUGCAUAG